CUGGAAAAUGACACUGCAACCAUUAACUCCAGUGAACUGUGCAGGCCUUCUGCAGCCUGGCUGCUCCCUGCUACAGCUGGAUGGUGAAGUUCUCCUGUUUGGCCAGAAAGGGUGGCCCAAGCGUUCAUGUCCAACAGGUGUAUUUGGGGUUCGGUUGAAAUGUGGCGAGAUGAAGUUGAGGCCCAUUUCCUUCUCCAGUGACUCAUGCUACCUUCCUCCGUUACGUUGUCCAGCUGUUUGCCGCCUCGACCCCUAUGACGGGCUUCCAGAGAGUUAUCUCAUCCAUGGCGGCCGCACCCCAAAUAAUGAGAUCUCAUCGAGCCUGUACCUGCUGACCACGGAUAGCCGUGGCUGCAAUCGUAAACUGACCUUGAGCUGCAAAGAGAGGGAACUGGUGGGAGAAGUGCCGGGGGCCAGAUACGGCCACACAAUGAGCAUGGUUCAAAGCCAUGGGAAGACAGCUUGUGUUUUGUUUGGGGGUAGAUCCUACAUGCCCGCAGGAGAGCGGACCACAGAGAGCUGGAACAGCGUUGUGGACUGUCCUCCUCAGGUGUUCCUGUUUGACUUGGAGUUUGGUUGCUCUUCUGCUCACACUUUACCUGAGCUCAGCGAUGGACAGUCUUUCCAUCUGGCCCUGGCCAGAGAAGACUGUGUCUACUUCCUCGGGGGACAUUCACUCACCUCUGACUCUCGUCCCCCUCGACUCUUUCGCCUGCGUGUUGAGCUCCUGCAGGGCAGCCCCUUGCUUUCUUGUGAAGCUCUAGACACUGGGAUAUCCAUCUCUAGUGCCAUAAUCACCCGUACAGGUCCCACUCACAAAUAUAUCAUCUUAGGUGGGUAUCAGGCAGACUCUCAGAAGAGGAUGGAGUGCAGAACUGUGAUUCUGGAUGAGAAAGGGAUUCACUUUGAGCCCUUGGAACCACCUAAGUGGACCCCAGAUAUCAUCCAUAGUCGCACUUGGUUUGGCGGCAGUGACGGGGAGGGAAAGGUCCUGCUUGGUGUACCCACGGAAGGAAGGCCAUGCCAACCAGAUAUGCAUUAUUUUUAUCAGGUGAGCUUCCAGACAGAGGGAGAAGGCAAAGAGGAAGCAGGAACACAGGGCUGCAGCCAGGAGUCAACAGAUUACGACGACUCCACUCCUCUUGAAGAUUCUGAGGAGCUCUACUUCGGGCGUGAGCCACACGAGCUGGAGGACAGUGAUGGAGAAGGGGAUACUUACAAUGAGGAAGAUGAGGAGGACGAAUCACAAACAGGCUACUGGAUCAAAUGCAGCCUGGGCUGUCAGGUAGACCCCAACACGUGGGAGCCAUACUACUCUACUGAGCUCCACCGGCCAGCCAUGAUCUUCUGCUCCAGAGGGGAGGGGGGACACUGGGUCCAUGCUCAGUGCAUGGAGCUGUCUGAGACCCUUCUGCUCAGGCUCUCUGAGGGCAACAAAAAGUACUUCUGCCUGGACCACGGAGGCCUGCCUUACCAGGAGAUGACACCACCCCGACAGGUCAUGCCUCUGAAGCGCACCCCCAUGAAAGUUAAGGACAGGAAAACUCCUCCUACAAUCAGGAUGUCCCCCGCAAAAAAAAGCUUUUUCAGAAGGCUUUUUGACUGAAUUCAGUUUUGAUUAUGACGCAUGUAGAUGGUCACUGUUAAAAACGCUAUGUAGACUGAGAACAUUUCUUGUUCAUAUUUAGAGAAUAAAUGAUAGAGGAAAAAUACAUAACAUACUGAUCCGUACUCAAUGUGGAAAAUACUGUAAAGAGAAUAAACUGUAAAAUUGCAACCUGAUAUGUUGUAUCUAACAGCUGUGUAUUUCCAUUAGAAUCUCACAUUGUUUUUCAAAAAAUAAGUACUAUUUUAGCAAGUUCGUCUACAGUGUUUCUAAUUUGUGUUUGUAUAAUCUGUAUAACAGGCAAUUUAAAUUUUGCAUUCCAUUAAGUAUAACAGGUUUUACAUCCUAACAUUUUCUUCCAUGGCCAAAUAGAGCUGCAUUCUUUUUACAAUUCUUUCUACUAUUAAGAUGAUGAUUAUUGAAUGAA
Molecule: messenger RNA, 2033 nt
Organism: Micropterus salmoides (largemouth bass)
Lineage: Eukaryota; Metazoa; Chordata; Actinopteri; Centrarchiformes; Centrarchidae
Gene: rag2
Product: recombination activating gene 2
Exons: 1
Coding region: 8-1606 (532 amino acids)
Biological process (GO): V(D)J recombination
Cellular component (GO): nucleus; DNA recombinase complex
Molecular function (GO): sequence-specific DNA binding; protein binding
Source: RefSeq, a predicted model, not a curated record